Molecule: messenger RNA, 1433 nt
Organism: Sesamum indicum (sesame)
Lineage: Eukaryota; Viridiplantae; Streptophyta; Magnoliopsida; Lamiales; Pedaliaceae
Gene: SWEET2
Product: Nodulin MtN3 family protein
Biological process (GO): carbohydrate transport
Cellular component (GO): membrane
Molecular function (GO): sugar transmembrane transporter activity
Source: RefSeq, a predicted model, not a curated record
ACACAAGAAGGCGGCCCCCCAUGGGAGGUAUGUAUGUAAGAACAGCUGAAGAAGCUGCCUACGCUCGCUCGGAUUCAGUUUCUACAACAUCUCUUUCUCUCUCUCUUUUAGCAGCUUCCACUUCCCUCUUUCUCAACUUGGGGCUGCAGCAAUUUUCUGACAAAUUUCCAUUUGGUUGGAAAUUUGAGAGAGAGAGAUAGAGAGGGUGGUGAGUAUUUUGUUUUAGAUGGAUGUUCUGGGUUCACUUCAAACGCUGGCCACUUGCAAAGAUGCAGCUGGAAUUGCUGGGAACAUCUUUGCAUUUGGACUAUUUCUAUCUCCUGUACCGACGUUCCGGAGAAUUAUCAGGAAUGAGUCAACAGAGCAGUUCUCAGGGUUGCCCUAUAUAUAUGCUCUCUUGAACUGCUUGAUCACUGCCUGGUAUGGUUUGCCUAUGAUAUCUUCCGACAAUUUACUCGUUACCACAGUCAAUUCAGUUGGUGCAGUUUUCCAAAUGGUCUACAUUAUUAUGUUCAUAAGAUAUGCUGAGAAAGCUAAAAGGUUGAGGAUGCUAGGAUUGCUCUUGAUGGUUUUUGGCCUGUUUGCGGUUAUUGCCAUUGGGAGCUUGCUCAUAGUCGACUUUGAAGCCCGUCAUUUGACGAUUGGAUUCAUAAGUUGCGCUUCCCUCAUAUCAAUGUUUGCUUCUCCGCUGUUUAUAAUUAAUUUGGUGAUCCGAACAAGAAGUGUUGAAUACAUGCCAUUUCAUCUUUCCCUCUCAACGUUUCUGAUGAGCACAUCUUUCCUCCUAUAUGGAAUCUUCAAUUUUGAUCCCUUUGUCUAUGUACCAAAUGGAAUUGGAACCCUUUUAGGAAUAAUCCAACUAUUUUUGUACUCAUACUACAAAAGAUCAUCAAGAGACAACUCCGGAGAACCCUUAAUUGUGUCUUACUCCUAAACCAAUGCAUGAAGAGGAACUGUAUUGUUCAUUUCCCUGUUUGUGAGGGAGGAUUUAGUACUAAAGCUCGGACACCAAUGAGAAGGGACGACAGUCAAAUUCAUGAAGAUGAUGGAACUUACAAGGACACAGUAUGUAACUUCCCACUCAUUCGACAUGUCUGUAUGCAUUUUUUGCCAUAAACUUUUGUCUAGUCAAUGCAUCCGGUUAACAUGAUUAGAAGGUUUUGGUGGUCCUGUCACUGUUCUUUUCAAAAUUUUCGUUGUAUGUUUAAGUGAUUUAGCAAUGUGAUUGGUAAAGGUUACAUGAAGAUAUAAAGUGGUGUUACGAGUGUAAGUUGCAAUAUGUAUAUGCUCACCCAAAAACUAGAAGACAUCACUUGUACUUAGGUUGUGAAGACCGUCUUCUAGUUUGUGGAGAGCUUACAUUGUAUUAUUCGACAAACGAACUUCCUCUGUCUUGAUGUUUCAUCUAUUAAUGAUUUUGGUUACUUCAGAAA